Messenger RNA from Trichechus manatus latirostris (Florida manatee), 4733 nucleotides. It is a transcript of the gene ATP11A, whose product is annotated as ATPase phospholipid transporting 11A. Gene Ontology annotation, cellular component: recycling endosome; endoplasmic reticulum; plasma membrane. Gene Ontology annotation, molecular function: ATP hydrolysis activity; magnesium ion binding; ATP binding. NCBI's taxonomy places the organism in Eukaryota, Metazoa, Chordata, Mammalia, Sirenia, Trichechidae. The transcript has 29 exons. Bases 119 to 3703 code for a protein of 1194 amino acids. Gene Ontology annotation, biological process: phospholipid translocation. The record is from RefSeq and is a predicted model, not a curated record.
CCACACUCCGGGGCCAGCGAGUCCAUGGACGCGCCGAGUAGAAGUCGGGGGCGAUAAGGCGGCGCGCGCGGCGGCCGGAGGAGCAGGCGACCGGGGGAGCGCGGCAGCUGUCGGAGCCAUGGACUGCAGCCUCAUCCGAACGCUCAUCAACAGAUACUGUGCUGGAGAAGAGAAUUGGGUGGACAGUCGGACCAUCUACGUGGGGCACAGGGAGCCACCUCCAGGCACCGAGGCCUACAUCCCGCAGAGGUACCCGGAUAACAGGAUCGUCUCUUCCAAGUACACAUUUUGGAACUUCAUACCCAAGAACUUAUUUGAACAAUUCAGAAGAAUAGCCAACUUUUAUUUUCUUAUCAUAUUUCUGGUACAGUUGAUUAUUGACACACCCACAAGUCCAGUAACAAGUGGACUUCCACUGUUCUUUGUCAUCACUGUCACAGCUAUUAAACAGGGUUAUGAAGACUGGCUUCGCCAUAAAGCAGACAAUGCAAUGAACCAGUGUCCUGUGCACUUCAUUCAGCAUGGCAAACUUGUUCGCAAGCAAAGUCGAAAACUGAGAGUUGGUGACAUCGUGAUGGUGAAGGAGAAUGAAACCUUUCCUUGUGACCUGAUACUCCUUUCCAGCAACCGAGGAGAUGGAACAUGCCACGUUACAACAGCCAGCUUAGAUGGAGAGUCGAGUCACAAAACUCACUAUGCGGUUCAAGACACAAAGGGAUUUCAUACUGAAGAAGAUAUAGACAGGCUGCAUGCUACAAUUGAAUGUGAGCAGCCUCAGCCCGACCUCUACAAGUUUGUUGGCCGCAUGAAUGUCUACAGUGACCUCAGUGACCCUGUGGUCAGGCCGUUAGGAUCAGAAAAUCUGCUUCUCAGAGGGGCCACGCUAAAGAACACUGAGAAGAUCUUUGGAGUUGCUAUUUACACCGGCAUGGAGACCAAGAUGGCAUUAAAUUAUCAGUCAAAAUCCCAGAAACGGUCUGCUGUAGAAAAAUCGAUGAAUGUAUUCCUCAUUGUGUACCUCUGUAUCCUGAUCAGUAAAGCUCUGAUAAAUACUGUCCUGAAGUAUGUAUGGCAGAGCAAACCAUUUCAAGACGAGCCGUGGUAUAACCAGAAGACUCAGUCAGAAAGACAGAGGAACCUGUUCCUCAGAGCUUUCACGGAUUUCCUGGCCUUCAUGGUCCUCUUCAACUACAUCAUCCCCGUGUCCAUGUACGUCACCGUAGAAAUGCAGAAAUUUUUCGGCUCUUAUUUCAUCACUUGGGAUGAAGAAAUGUUUGAUGAAGAAGCAGGGGAAGGGCCUCUGGUUAACACGUCUGAUUUAAAUGAAGAAUUGGGACAGGUGGAGUACGUCUUCACUGAUAAAACCGGCACUCUCACGGAAAACAACAUGGAAUUUAAAGAAUGCUGUGUUGAAGGCCACGUCUACGUGCCUCACGUCAUCUGUAAUGGACAGGUCCUCCCGGACUCUUCAGGAAUAGAUAUGAUUGACUCUUCUCCAGGAGUCAGUGGAAGGGAGCGAGAAGAGCUAUUCUUUCGGGCUCUCUGUUUGUGCCACACGGUCCAGGUGAAGGAUGACGAUAAUGUGGACGGACCUAGGAAAUCCCCAGACUCUGGAAAAUCUUGUGUGUACAUAUCAGCAUCACCUGAUGAAGUGGCGCUCGUCGAAGGUGUUCAGAGACUUGGUUUUACAUAUCUAAGGCUAAAAGACAAUUAUAUGGAGAUAUUAAAUAGGGACAAUGACAUUGAAAGGUUUGAAUUGUUGGAAAUUUUGAGUUUUGACUCAGUAAGAAGGAGAAUGAGUGUCAUUGUAAAAUCUGCUACAGGAGAAAUUUACCUGUUUUGCAAAGGAGCAGAUUCUUCAAUAUUUCCCAGAGUGAUAGAAGGCAAAGUUGACCAAAUACGAUCCAGAGUGGAACGCAAUGCAGUGGAGGGACUUCGAACUUUGUGUGUUGCCUAUAAGAGACUCAUUCCAGAAGAAUACGAAGGCAUUUGUAAACUGUUGCAGGCUGCUAAAGUGGCACUUCAAGAUCGAGAAAAAAAAUUAGCAGAAGCAUAUGAGCAAAUAGAGAAAGAUCUUAUUCUGCUUGGUGCUACAGCUGUUGAGGAUCGGCUCCAGGAAAAAGCGGCUGAUACCAUUGAAGCUCUGCAAAAAGCUGGAAUCAAAGUGUGGGUUCUGACAGGGGACAAAAUGGAAACCGCGGCAGCCACCUGCUAUGCCUGCAAACUUUUUAGGAGAAACACACAGCUACUUGAGCUAACCACCAAGAAAAUUGAAGAGCAGAGUUUACACGAUGUCCUGUUUGAGCUGAGCAAAACCGUUCUACGCUACAGUGGCAGCCUAACGAGAGACAACUUCUCAGGACUUUCAACAGAUUUGCAAGACUACGGUUUAAUUAUUGAUGGAGCUGCAUUGUCUUUAAUAAUGAAACCCCGAGAAGAUGGGAGUUCUGGCAACUACAGAGAACUCUUUCUUGAAAUCUGCCGAAACUGCAGUGCCGUGCUCUGCUGUCGGAUGGCACCUUUGCAGAAGGCACAGAUUGUUAAAUUAAUUAAAUUUUCAAGAGAGCACCCUAUUACUUUAGCGAUCGGUGAUGGUGCAAAUGACGUGAGCAUGAUCCUGGAAGCACAUGUGGGCAUAGGUGUCAUUGGAAAGGAAGGUCGUCAGGCUGCGAGGAACAGUGACUAUGCAAUACCGAAAUUUAAGCACUUGAAGAAGAUGCUGCUUGUUCAUGGGCAUUUUUAUUACAUUAGGAUAUCUGAGCUUGUGCAAUACUUCUUUUAUAAGAAUGUCUGCUUCAUUUUCCCUCAGUUUUUAUACCAGUUCUUCUGUGGAUUUUCACAACAGACUUUAUAUGAUACUGCGUAUCUUACACUGUACAAUAUCAGUUUUACUUCCCUUCCAAUUCUCUUGUACAGUCUGAUGGAGCAGCAUGUCAGUAUAGAUAUGCUCAAGAGAGACCCUUCACUGUACAGAGAUAUUGCCAAGAACGCUCUGCUCCGCUGGCGAGUGUUCAUUUAUUGGACAUUCCUAGGAGUAUUUGACGCUCUGGUGUUCUUCUUUGGUGCUUACUUCAUGUUUGAAAACACAACCGUGACCAGCAACGGACAGAUUUUUGGAAACUGGACCUUUGGGACACUGGUGUUCACUGUGAUGGUCUUCACAGUCACCCUGAAGCUUGCAUUAGAUACACACUACUGGACUUGGAUAAACCACUUUGUCAUCUGGGGCUCACUGCUGUUCUACAUAGUCUUUUCCCUUCUCUGGGGAGGAAUUGUCUGGCCCUUCCUCAACUAUCAAAGGAUGUACUACGUGUUUAUACAAAUGUUGUCUAGUGGCCCUGCAUGGCUGAGCAUCAUUCUGCUGAUUACUGUGAGCCUUCUUCCUGAUGUUCUCAAAAAAGUUCUAUGUAGGCAGCUGUGGCCCACCGCAACAGAAAGAACUCAGAAUACAUCCAGACAGCUUCAGGACCGCAUUUCAGAAUUCACCUCUCUUGCCUCUCUACGAAGCCCAAGCUACCAGAACAAUGACCUCACCAGUCCCUCGGCCAUAGAGCCUAGUUCUCACUCUGAAAAAGUGAUGUUAACCUUCUGGAAUAACAAGGAGUAUUUAGUACUUCCACCCAUUUUUGGUCUUUCAAAGAACUAUUGUAGUUCUAGCUCAAGACACUACUACCAUGGGUCCAGUCUGGAAACACCUGUCUGAUGGACAGAUCACCAAUUCACGCCUUUCAGAACUGCCUUCUUGAGUGUCUGUGUGUCUGUGUUUGGGUGUGCUUUUUCCUCUGUUUCCAAACGAGGAGGGAAACGUGAAACACAGCUUGUUCUGAUACCCUAGACUGAGCGCUUUAGUUACGGUUUCUUCCAGGCCUGGUGGCUUCUCGUGUUUUUCUUCAUGCGUUUGGUUGGACCGCUAGGAAGAAGGGAGGUCUGGCGCUGUAAGACUGGCAGCAGAAGACGUUCUCUUUACCCUGUGUGUUUAUUCUCUGCGUCACCCUCUGUUACUUGGUGUUACUUGAAGAGAACAGCGCAUCAAAUGAUGUACGUUUGGAGAUCAGCAGUUCAACUCUGAGCCAGAAGCUCUCACCACACACCCCCAGCGACCGUCGUUUUGAGUGUGUAUGACGGUGUGUUCCUUUCAUUUCACUCAUCCUCGCCUGCUCGUGUCCUGUCUCUGUAGAACAAAGUGUGUUGUCUGUGUACUUCCUUUUCUCAAGAAACCCCCUGAUACUUCUGUUUUUGGAAGUGGCCAAGUUAGACGUUCAGAUAAUUGUGUAUCUGUUUUCCUGUUAGGGUCACAGAUCUUGCUGUUGCUUAUGUUCACCCUAUACGUGGUGAGGAUGGUUUUUUAAUGGGUUAGAUCCAAAUCUCAGCUUGUUUUGCUGAUGCGAGAUGCUAACCCUCUGUGUUUUGGAAUACUGUUGAGUUUGUCAAUGUCUUUCUUCUCUUUUUCCAUCACCCAGUUGCCUCUGUGGAGGAAAAAAAAUAAAAUAACUCAUAUUCAUGUGUGAGGAACAGAUAAUACUGUUAACGUAAACUUUUCCAAUAGAAGUUUUGAGAUAUUUAUCAGUCACACCCCAAAUGAUACAGUUUACUUAUUUACUGUCUUUGGAAAUUCUUUCUUUCAUGUAUUUUAGGGAAAGAAUAUUGGUUUCAGGUACUCAAGGGUAACUGUCAGGAGCCCUGGUGCCACAGUGGGUAAGCACUCAGCUGCUGGCCAAACUCACCAGCUGCUC